UUCUCUUCAAUGACUACAUAUCUUUGCGACACGAGUAGCGUUUAAACAACGAGAUGCAGCCGUGAUUUUACACGAUGAAGUGCUCAAAUUGUGGAGACACGCGUUUGCAACCUGGAUUCCGUUUCUGCCCAGGUUGUGGUUCUAAUCAAGAGCAUAGUCCGAAAAAUGACCCACGAAAGGAGCAAAACAUCGUACCAGCUGUUACGAGCGAGCACCCGAAAGGCGAUGGAACAGGGGGAAAACAUGACACUGGUACAGGUAACGAACAAGUCAAAGGUGAAAGUCUGCAACAGAAUGGGACAAAUACAAAUAUAACACAAGAGAAGUCCUCUUUCCACCAACUACUAGAACCGAUGCAGGUGCCCAAAAAUGACCUCAGUACUUCCCCUGUUCAAUGGGAAGAAGCUGCAGCUCAAGAAAGCCUGAGGACAUCAUCAAAAAGUGAUCAUUUAUCAGAAGGGACUCUAACCACCACUGAUCCAGAUAACAAGGACUUUGGAGGGGAUGAAGAACUAGCAACCGAAGCAGGUUCUGCAGCAGUUACUAACACACCUGGAAGGGCCAAAACAGGUGAAAGACAAAGAGAGGACAUUGCCUUGAAGACUGCUGGAACAAGGAGUGGAAAACUGUAUCAAGAGAGUAAGAGUAAAACACAUACAGAUAGCGCCUCAACCCAACGAAGAGGUGAAGGAAAGAAUAAAGGUGGAAAUAUUGACACAGCUAGUAACCCACACUUUACGUCAACACCGUCAACCAGUUUUAAGCAAGUAGAACCAGAAGCUGGGAUUACUGUAGUGUUCCAUGUUCUAUUAGCGUCUAACUUUAAAAUGGAAGGGGAAUACCUGCACAUACGAGCCAAUGGAGACGACUUAGGAAACUUUAACUUAAACUGCGUUGACCUGGAAUUUGUAGGGAAUGCCAAACGAAAAGACCAGAAGGAGCUUAUGCGUUUCAAGGGUCAAUUUACUCUAAGUAUCAAUCUAGCCCGGAAAGGAACCUUUUACAAAUACGCAGUCAUUAACAAAGGAGAUGUUCGCUAUGAAUGUCUGACUGAGUUUCAACCAAAACGCGGAGCAAUAGUCUAUCGCUUUCUUCGCAUUCCAGAAGAGUAUCUUAAACCUGGAGAGGUAUGGCACCAAUUUGAUGGAGUGAGCUACAUUUACAAGGAGAAGAGCUGGUGGGAAAAUUUUUACGAUUAUUUUCGUAGGGAAGAAACGGUGGAAAAUCGCACAGCAGCUAUGCAUGCAUACCUGCCAAAGUGGAAAGGUUUUCUUGCUAGUGGGGCUGGACAUGAAAUGAAUGCAACAGAGGCGUUUGUGGAGCUAAGGAAAGUUGCUGACGGUCUGACAAACACUUGGAUUAAGGAGGGUGGCUUUACUCCUGAAAAGAUGCAUCCGGCUUACUUCAAUAUAAACACGGUUUUGAUGGACGUCUUGGAACCUAAGUUGAAGGAAAACGCUGAUAUAUUGUCCCAGAGUGAAAUGAAUUUGAAAACCAGAGCUUCAGCAUUGGUUUCGUCUCUGGCAAUUGUGAUACUUGUCGAGAAAUACAAACUAAACCUUCCAAGGGAACACAUACUCACACUUUUAGGUUGUUUGUCGCUUCAAGCAGAUCCUACAGAGAAAAAAUGUACCAUAUACGAAGUCGUUCUGGAAGAGUUUAGUGAGGGCCUAAGAAAAUUUGCUGCUGAUGGAAUUGAGGAACUUUGCAAUAAUAUCUUUGAGCGCGCACGGAAGCCAGUUGAAGAGGAUUGGCUGUUUGCUAUGCCACUACUCCAUUUCUUGAGAGGAGAUUCAAAGCCAUUCGAAGAGCCUGAUGUUGAAGGAUCUUACCACAGAUCAGAGUGGUUUGGAGCGCAGAAUCUGAACAUUGAAGAAUUUCGAAGAUCAGCAACAGAAAUGAAUUUUCCGGAUCUCUAUCUUCGACUAACGCCAUCCUUUGAAGUUGACCCUCUGCUUAAGAGAACCUUCCUUUACGCCAUUCCUGUUUGGGAACUAGACAAGAUUGUUGUGUCAGAAGAAUUCAGCAUUUGUGAUGUUUGCAUUGCCCUAGUUACAUCCCGUUCCCGUAAUUUUGUGCAUCCUUACAAGCGGAAGGAAGUUAUGGGGCUCAUAAAACAAAUGUGUUCUCAGCUAGAAGUGGCCCAGGAAUCAACUUGCACCAACUUGAAGACUCUUGGGUUUACAGUUUUAAUGUGUACACGGUUGUUGGAAACUUGUCUUCAAGAACUAACCAUUUGGGAUAACCUGGAUUGCAUUUGCCAAGUGAUAAGGCUGCUACUUGCAAGCAUCUGCAGACGGAGACGAGAAGUUGAUGAGAGUGUGGAUCAGGAGAGAAGGGAUAAAAACGAGAACGACGCCAUCAAGGCGCUAAUAGCGAGCCUCAGAGAAAGGUUUAGAAUUGAUCUUUCUCCCUAUAUGUCCUAUGCUUACCGACGCGAUGCUCUAGCAAAUGAACUCGUGGUAUGGAGUGAGUUACUUUUGGUUACAGAUGAAAAUCAAGGCUUCACCGCUUAUCGGGAAUUCUUGAUUGAGGAAUUGUCCAUUCGAGCUAGACAGUUGAAGGAAAAUUACCUCGUUGAAAUCUUUUGUGAAGUGAAUAUGAGCGCUUUUGAAAAAGGUGUUGGAGAGGUGUUCACCAACCUUGCAGUUGAUGCCGUGGAAAGGAUUAUUGACUCUGCAAAUUUAGGGGUGGACGAGGGAGUAUUUAACGUGAUGAGAAAUAAUUGUAAUCAACCUGAUACACACUCCAAAGCAGGAAAAUAUGGCGAGCUUUUGUCGAUGUUGCUCACAAAGAACUGGCCAAAGGAAGGACAACAGACACACACGUCUUCUUUAGAUCCUCAGACUGUUAAAUUUCUUCUGACCUGGAAACCUAUGACUAAAUACCUCAAAUUCUUUGGAGAUGAGUCUGGAAGAGGUGGAAUACUUUCGCCUACAGGCCAGGAAAAGUUGUUUCAGGCUAAGUUGUUACUGGACGCUCUUGUAAGAAUUAUGUCAGAUGGCUCAGUAACAGUCGAAGUUUUACUUCUUGUCCAGGAGCAUAAAGCAACGUUUUUAGAACUUUUGAAGACAACAUCCGGUGUAGAAGAGAAUGAUGCUGAGCUUAGCUUGGUCCAGCGAAUUGAAGAAAUUGAGGAAUUUCACACAGUACGGGAAAAAGUUGAAAGAUUUAUUGCAUUGUGUGAUGUGGUCCCGCCUGUCGACUUGGGCAACCUUAGGAGUAGAGUGCAUCUGGAUGCUACAUCAUACCAGAUUCGUGAUUUGUGCAAACACUUAGACGACAACAAAAUCGAGAUCACGUUAUUCCAAUUAACCCCACCUGAAAAGGAGGUUCUCCCGAUCCUUGGAAGAGUUGGAGAGAGUUUAACGUUCCAAGCCCUUUGGAAGGAGUAUGGGCUCAAAGCCCAAAGUGAUAGAAACAAUGACAAGGCGCAAAAACAACACCUCAGUCUUUCCGAUGUCGUUGAAAAUGUUUGUAAACCAGCUUUUAAAAGUUGGACCAAGAAUGUUGCUGGUGUCAAAGAUGGAACAAUUUCUCUUGGAGAUGUUGACAAGCUCUUUGACGACUAUAGAAACCGCAAAAGUGAACUCGAGGGAGAGUUAUCCUGCAUGUUUAAAGUGAACAAAGGUCAAACAACCACAAACGUCAAAGAAUUAAAUAAAACUGUCAGAGAGCGAGUUGCUCAAAUUCAACGUUACCAACAGCUUUAUCAGUACUCCAAUGCAGCAGACACCAUCUGGGAGUUUAAAGAGGCAAUGGGUUUUACCGGGAACUUCAAAGUUGUUGAAGAUCUGCGUGAUCAGCUAUCAGUAGAAUUUAAGCAAAAGUCCUUGCACAGCAUUGGGGAAAACUAUGCAAAGGCCAGUCAAGCUCUUCAAUGUUUGGAUUUCAAUAAGGCUCAGUGCCUCAAAGCGGUGGUGGACAGUAAACGGCUGGUGGAGUGGUUACGUUCUACUAUCAAAUCCACCCAAGAGCUUAAGGUUCUUGUUGACUUGGCCUUGAUCUCUGCUGGUGAAAACGACAUGGAAACUGAACGCAUAUCCAGUCUACAUACCAGCUGCCUAGGUUUUACUCCACUGAUAUUUGACCUCAAAGAGAGUGAAGAAGAAAGAGUGAAUUUUGAUCAACUGAUGAACGCCUGUGAUUCUGUGUGGAAAUCAGUUGAAACAGAUCAGACGUUGCCCAAAAAGCUGUGCGACACUAACAGACAUCUGGAGUGGCUAAAAACUGUCCAAGAGUCUCAUGGCUCGGUUGCUAUGACGUCAUUAGUGCAGGUUAAGACGAUCAAUUCCAGUGGUGUAUACCUUGUGGGCCAUUUGGAUAGCAGUAAAGAUCCAUCUGCAAAACAAGGAAAACGAUUGUCAUACAAAGAUGUGAUCCGACUGACGGUUCCCUUUAAAGAUGGAAGUGAAAAGGAACAAAGAAAAACGUAUUCUAUUGACGAACUAAGGGAUUUGCAGAGUAAACUAAUUUUGAUCGCAGGGAAGGCUGAAAAAAGGAAGGAUGACGUGGAGCAGUUCGUUAGGAAUUUUGAAGGUGUCAUGCGUCUAGCAACUGCAUACAUCGACCUCUUUGAAUCUGGUUACGUUCAUCGUAUGAAUUGGAGCCAAGAAUAUCACUGUAGCAAAGAUCAAGUCGAAGGCGAGUCUAUCAAGAAGGAAUUGGAUAAUGAAAGAUCGGUCAUCGAAAAGUGUUACAAGAACUGGAAGAAGAAGGUCAGUGAUGCAAGGAAGGAGUAUAGAGAAUUGAAUUUCUUUACCACGCAGCAGUUGAUGACACUGAGGAAAGAAAUCGCCACAGUUUGCCACAGCAACGACCUUGCUAUGAAAAACAUCCAAGUGCUCACUUUGCUGGAAAGUGUUUGUCCUUGUUUGACCAGCACACAGUUAAAAUUAGCAAUAGAGCGUGCUUUUAAGGACACAAAAAUACUGGAGAACCCCAGAGGAACAGCGGAGCUGUCUUCAUUCGCUCACGUUCCUUCAGACGACGGAAUGGUGACUCGCAGGUCAGUGUUUGACAACAGCAAUUACUUGGGCACGAGUUCCUCAACAGCAACGAGUACGUGUCAAGUACAAACUUCAAUUGUCAAGAAACCGAAGCCAAAGGAAACAUCAAAGAUUCAAAUUUUCUUGAAUGCAGCUGCCGAUGAUGGUUAUUCGGAGCAGAUCGCUUUGGCUGCUUUGGCGAGUCUAGGUGUUGAUGCAGAAAAAGACGACUUACUGUUGUGGUGUCUAGAAGAAGCCGACGAGGCUGACAUCGAGGCUCUUUACGAAGAUGCGAAGAAAAAUCCUAUGAUUACCCGAGAACUCUUCCUAGAGAAGGUGGAGUCUAUUAGUCAGGAUAUGCCAGCCGCUGUUACAGAGGAGGCGGUUAGCAAAGACGAAGAUAAUGAAACAGAGAUCAGUCAAUAUCUUACACUCACUCAGCUUGGAAACAUCCUAAGAGAACUUUCAGCUCCAGUAAUUGGAGGGACAGCUCGCACCUUUCCAGCAUUCUUAAAAAGAGGAUGUCCCAACCUUAUGAUUGUUCCUAGAGAUGACAUCCUUGCUACAGUCCUAGCCCUUUAUAUGCAUGACGAAAAGCAGCCUUUGCCAAGCCAUGAAGAGGUGCUCCUUUGCACUCCUGAUACCACCACAGAAGAGAUCGAGUUGCUGUGGAGACGUGCAAUAGGGGACAUGGAGGGUCGAUUUUAUUGUCUCGUACACGCAGAUGUGUUGGAUUUUUCAGUCAGUAAGCAAGUAGUGGAAAUGCUUAGUGUAGUGACACGGGGACUUGCUGGCAAGGCUCGAGAAGAUUGUGGCCUGGUGGUAAUCUGCAGUAGCGAGAAUGAAGAUCGUGCCAACAUAAUUGCAGCUCUUGAUCAGUAUCGUGUUGCUGCUCCACCCUGUCCUUCGCCAGGUGACCUGAAAAGCUACCUCAAGCAUAAGUUCCAAGCACCUCUUUCUCAAUACGGAUACAUCAGUGGUAGUAAGAUUACUUGGACAACGGCUGGAUCCUUAGACCCAGAAAAACUCUCCGUUCGAGUUGUCUCAUCACACCGUGGAGGUUUGGGAAAGACUCUGUUUGUUCGUCGCUUAGCAGAACAGCUGCCUAAGCUCGUAAACAACGACAUGGUUAUGAAAAAUUUGCGAAGACAAGACUCAAAAACAUUCUUGCACGUGACCAUACCUCUUCAUGGGAAUUCCACAGACUCGUCGAUGCUUGUUGAUGCGCUUCUUCCGCAUGCAGUGAAGGCAGAUGUACCGCUGUCCCGUAUAUUCCAUCUGGACGUAUCGCCUUCGAUGAGACGGGGCUUGGACACCCUUAUUUUCAACCUCCUUGUCCUCGGCUACCUUUGUGACAAGAUGGGGAGAGUGUGGAGGAGACGAAGCACAGACUUGUACAUCUUUGAGAUUACGACGGCUGCUCCCCUACCCAUGGGUUUCACUAGGGAGGAAGAAGCUCAAAGUCAAGGGAGACAAUCUGGAAAAUCCACAAUGUCUAAGCGGCCAUUUUAUGACCUGCUACCAACUAUUCAGUGUCAAACUCCAAAAACUGUUCUCUGCCGUUUAGAGGAUACUCCAGAUAAACAGGACUGUAAUCCACUGUUUGACGUCAAAGAGUUUCGAAACACACCGUUCCAGAGGGUUUAUCAAUAUCUCAAACUGUUAAAUGAAGGAAAGAGUCUUGACAAUUUUACGUUUUCGCCAGGAAAUGUUGAUGAAGAUCUAAUGACAUGCCUUAUGCUCCUUCUAAGGAAUUGCGGUAUUCCUGAUCCCUCUUGGUCAGAGAUUCGUCAUUUUGUGAGUUUCUUGAACUCGCAGCUCCGAGACUGUGAACAGAGUUGUUAUUGUAACAUGCAGCUAAUGGGGGCUGUUUUAGAAGGACUCAACGUGCCGAAUCUUGAAGGCUUCCGCUCUUUUGUUGUGCGCUUUAUGAUACAAAUGUCAAGGGAUUUUGCUACUCCAUCUUUGACGGAAGAGAGCACUGUAUUCUAUACAGAGGAUAACGCAGAGCUUGAACGACAAGAGAUCGAACAGUUUCAACCUAGAAGACGCUGGGAAAGCAGUCCUCAUCCAUACCUUUUCUUCAACCAAGACCACAUAACUCUGACGUUUCUUGGUUUCUUCGUCAAUUUUGCUGGUGAUGUUGUUGACCGAGAAACAAGUCAAACUCUGGAGAAAGGUUUAAUGUCCAGGCAAUUACGAGAUGGUCUGCGGGCCCAAGGUGUCCAUUUUGCAACAAACAUGGAGACCUCCAAAAAGGAGGGCAAGAUAAAUCAGUUAUGUUCUGUGAUGGGGGUAAACUGGUUGUACGAUCCAGACAGAGCCUAUGAAUUAACUACAGACAAUGUCAAGAAGAUUCUGGCUAUUCAUAUGAGAUUCAGAUGCAACAUUCCUGUGAUCGUGAUGGGUGAGACUGGUUGUGGUAAGACCCGUCUCAUUCGAUACAUGUGCGGCCUACAAGCAGGGCCUAAAGGACCCCGAAACAUGCUUCUCCUUAAGGUUCAUGGUGGCACAACAUACGAAGACAUCAAACUCAAAGUUCACCAAGCAGAAGAAAUGGCCCUUACAAAUCAAGAAAAGAACAUUGACACGGUUUUGUUCUUUGAUGAAGCCAACACUACUGAGGCACUGACCAUGAUUAAGGAAGUUAUGGUGGACCGAAGAAUCAAUGGUCGGCCUAUUGGACAAGGGCUAGAAAGGCUGCAGUUUAUUGCUGCCUGUAAUCCUUAUAGAAGGCACAGAGACGAGAUGAUUCACAAGCUGGAGUCAGCUGGUCUUGGAUAUCACGUUAAAACAGAUGAAUCAGAAGAUCGUUUGGGUAAUAUCCCAUUACGUCAUCUCGUCUACCGUGUACACGCCCUCCCAGGGAGCAUGCGCCCGUUGGUAUGGGAUUUUGGUCAACUGAAAGCAGAUGAAGAAAGACUGUAUACUAACCAAAUUGUCAGCCGUUACAUUCUUGACAAAGGACAACUAAAAGGAAACUCUUCGACGGUAGAAGCAGUUGCUGAGGUUCUGGCAGCCUCGCAAAAAUAUAUGAGAGAUCAAUCGGAUGAGUGCAGCUUUGUUAGUCUUCGUGAUGUGGAGAGAGCCAUGCAAGUGAUGGACUGGUUCUAUAAGCACGUGCAUACACUCGGUAGACUUAUGAAAGAGGUGACCGCUAAGCAACGAAGGGAGGAUUCAAUCACUCCUCUCACCCGUGCCCUGGUACUCGCCAUUGGUGUCUGUUAUCAUGCCAAACUUCAGGAGCGGCGGGAAGAAUAUCGCACCGUCGUGGCACGCAGCUUUAAGGCGCCAUGUUUUCUUCCAGGUGGUCACAAGCAGAUACACCGUGAGAUUUUAAGUUGUCAAAAAGCUGUGCUAAAGGAGUUGGAACUCGGCCCCAACAUUGCUCGCAACGCAGCCUUGAGCGAAAAUGUUUUUAUGAUGGUGGUGUGCAUUGAGCUCAGGAUUCCAUUGUUUGUGGUUGGGAAACCGGGCAGCUCAAAAUCUUUGGCUAAGAAUGUUGUUGCUGAUAACAUGCAAGGUUAUGCUGCAAGAUCGUCACUAUUCAAGACCUUUAAGCAGGUUCACAUGGCAUCAUAUCAGUGCAGUCCUCUUUCAACCCCUGAGGGUAUCGUGGCGACUUUCAAGCAGUGUAGCAAGUUACAGGAAGGAACAAAUCCAGACAAGUUUGUUUCGGUUGUAGUCCUUGAUGAGGUUGGUCUGGCGGAAGACUCUCCUCUCAUGCCUCUUAAAACUUUACAUCCAUUACUCGAGGAUGGUGUAACAAGUGCAGAUGACGUCAUCGAAACUGACGAGAAACCGCAGCGCGUGGCUUUCAUUGGAAUCUCAAAUUGGGCCUUGGAUCCCGCCAAAAUGAACCGUGGAAUCAUGCUGUCGCGUGGGGUUCCAAGCGAGGAAGAACUUAUAGACAGUGCUAUGGGAAUUUGCUCCACGGAUGAAGUGGUGAAAGCUCUUAUUCUGCCUCUCAUAUCUCCACUGGCCGCUGGAUAUGCACAACUUUACAGGGAACAGAAACAUUUUGCAACGUUAAAAAAAUGUGGCAAAGAAGAAUUUUUCGGUCUUCGUGACUUUUACAGCCUCAUUAAGAUGGUGUACGCAAUCGCUGCAAAAUCUCAACAGAGACCUCGCUGGCAUGAACUAGAACACGCUAUCAAGAGGAACUUUGGUGGCCUGAUUGAAGGAGACCCUGUAGAGAUAUUCAAACGCUACUAUACCGAAAAAGAUGAUGACUACGUAGCCGAAACCACAACAAUAAGAUUGAUCGAGGCAAGUCUUGGAAGGGAAGACGUAGCAGAUAGAGCCAAUUUCAGUGAAAACCGUUACCUUCUGAUUCUGACUGAAAACUACGCCGCCCUACCCAUCAUGCAGCAGCAUCUUUUGAGAACAGCGGAUAAUGCAGUUGUCAUCUUUGGAAGUAGUUUUCCAAAUGACCAGGAAUACACUCAGAUUUGUCGCAACAUCAAUCGCAUCAAGGUUUGUAUGGAGACAGGAAGAACAGUGAUCUUAUUGAACCUUGAAAGUCUCUACGAGAGUCUAUACGACGCCCUAAAUCAGUAUUAUGUGUACUUUGGAGGACAGAAGUAUGUGGAUCUUGGGCUUGGUACUCACCGCGUCAAAUGUCGUGUUGAUGAUGGCUUCAAAUUAAUCGUGAUUGCUGAAAAGGAAGUGGUGUACAACAACUUUCCUAUUCCGUUGAUCAACCGCCUGGAGAAACACUUCCUUGUGACCUUAACAAGUUUGACUACUGACCAGAAGGACUUAGUACAGAAAAUGGGGACCUGGGCUGGUGAAUUUGCUGAGGUUUCGAGUGAAGGCAGACGUGGCAGGGACUUCUCCAUCGGAGACGCUUUUGUUGGAUUUCACGAGGAUACCAUUCCCUCAAUUGUCAUGCAAGUCUGCAAUGAAAUUGGAGGAGAAGACCACUCAUCGGCAAGUUACGACACAGGAGAUACAUGGGAAAUGAAAGUACUUCGAAGAUCUCAGAUGAUGCUUUUAGAGAUGGCUACACCAGAUGCAAUUGCUCGCCUUCCUCACACUGCUUUGGAAAGAGGAGCCCCUGAUAUCUGGAGGGCCUACUUUAAAAAGCAACAGCACUCAAGUUUGGCGACGUUCAUGUCGCACGUGCUCAAUUUGGAGGAUAGACGUUUUGAUGAAAAGCGACAGGAGGGGCUCUUGAUUCAAAUUACUACUCAUUCACGUCUGCUUUCUAAAAACGAUUUGGAAGACAUAUGCAAUCAAACUGGCUUUGAACGAGCGACUGUGGAUUCCAUAACACUUCAACAGUUUCAAACGGAACAACAGUUUAGGGCUUCAGUUAGAACAUUUAUUGAAGACCUUGGUGGAGAAUGUCGUGGUAUUCUUCUGGUUCAGUGUGAUUCAGGAGAAGAAAACUUCAACCUGAUUGCGGGUGCAAGACACAUUCUGAUGGAAGAACGAACAAACGCGUCUGAAAUGCUCAACUUGUCUUCGUUGGAAGCUGUCCAUAUUGUGCUGAUCACACAGCUGCCAAGAAUUGCUGGUGGAUGUUGUAACUUUGUCGGUUUCCAGGGUGGAAAAUGGAUGUCCGUUCACAUAGAUGAACUUCGUCCACCCGGUAGGCACACUCCUUCCAUCGAGCAACUCAUCGAUCGUCCCAUUAGUGAGCUUUUUAAUGGAGACCCCACUGAGGAAGAUGAAUCCAUGCCAGCGGUGACGGUGGCAGUGAAGCUCCUUCGUAAUUGUGUACAAGCGGCUGCUUGUAGGGUUGAUAGCGAAACGGAAUCAGCUGAACGGUCAACUCAUAGGAUUGAGCUGCUUUUGGAUUUACUACCUGAUGACUAUCAAACUCAAGAGGAUGAAGAGUCGUUUGCAAGCGUUGCGGUACAAAGAACAUACCACCUCUUAAAGGAAAGGGAGCAAACAGCGGGAAAUCCACAAAGGUGGCUCCAAUCAGAAGCUCUGUCAGGAACAGGGGUGCAAGAGUGGGGCACCUUCAGAAAGGCUCUUCUGCAGCGAGUGUUCUCAGUUGUGGUUCCUAUUUUGGCUGAGAUCAUUGCAUUGGCAGACAGAGACGGCAAUUUAGAUUUGUUGAAGAAUGACAACACGUGGGUUCCGAGGCUGUGGCUGAAGAUCUUGGCCGACCGUAACAUCUCAGAGCUGAGUUACAGUGACAUGAUAUCACCCGCUACUAAUGCUGUCCGAGAACGUGUUCAAGUUAUUGGCUCUGGGGCCGGUGGUCAUCAUUUUUCUCGCCGAUUUCCAUUUUCUUUUAUUAUCAAGCAACGCGUGGAAAAAUUGUUAAAAGAUGCAUCUAGCGUCGAAGCUCAUUCUAGCACCACUCUGUUAGACUCUCUUCGUGAACUGAUUGGUAACUCGCAGUUGGGGCCCCCACUCGCUGAAUUGCGCCGUUUGCACUCCGCGGAACUGCAGUAUCUGAUGGAUUUUGUUCACAUGGUGUACAAGCCUUUCAGCGAUAUGGAGCACGAGCUUGUUUACGAAGCGAUUCUUUCGUCAGCGAGAGAAAUUGUUAUCCUGGAAGAUGAGGAUGGUAACGAGUCCAUUGAUAUAGCACUCGUUCAUGUUGCGCAUAGUAGAGUUCAACACCGUUUGAAGUGUUUUGAUACAGUCGUGAAAGCGAAUCCUCAUCUGGUACCAAGACUACGGAAAGCUCUUCAAGGAAACGAGUCAGAAGUGCUUUUGGAUGUCAUAGCAUUGAACAUUUGUCUUGAGACACUGGAGCCUUCACAAGAGAUGUUACUUUCUCCGGAGACACGACGAACAUGGUGUGACAGAGUUUUGUCUAUAAGGCCAGCAGUGGAAGACAUGAUAAGGAAAGAGAGGUUUGGACCUGUCACGGAGAAAUGUUCAAACUUUGGAGAGAGAUCAACAGUAAUGCUUGGUCACUGCAGAUCCAUGUGGCAGCGAACAGGAGCUGUUCGACUCUUUGUGGAGCACGUGACUUUGUUCGCCGAGAAAGAUGAUGAUGACAAUUCCGAGAGCGUUAUCAGGUUGUGGAAGGUUUUGGGAGAUGAAACUGACUUUUCAUCGCUGAGAUCGCUGCAGACCAUCGAAAAAUUCUUGAUUAACUACAGUGAAGACAUCAAGCAGAGGACAAAUGAAGAGACCGCCUCUGAGUUACGUCGCCGAUGUAAUGCCUUUUUCAUGGAGCUGGUGUCAGUAUUCUGUUUUGGUGACUCAGUGUCAAAGGACCUUGAAAAGGAAGCUAUCACUCUACUUAUGCGUUAUGUUAUCGGUCAUCAGUCAACUCAGACCAAGGAUUUCUCUCCAUUCCCUGAUUAUGCUAUUGAUCCCACUCCUGUAGUGCGUUCUUUUCUUCUCCAGCAGCUAUUGCGGUCAAGUGUGAAGUUGACAAAGUUGGUGAAAGACCAUUUGGGAAAUUUCUUGCAUGGGGCUCGGAGCUUAAAACCAGAAUCUUCGCACGUCAAAGAAGUCUGCAUCUUAUGCGUCCAGUGUAUGGAGGACAUCCUUAUCAGCCGUUAUCAAGCAAAAAUGGCCGAUUUGAAGAUAACAUUAAAGCUCAAACAUGCUAAAAAGACUUGCGAGGAGUCGUUUACAGCUCUUAAGGCCAGUGACGAAGAUUCUGCUGAAAUUAGCGCUCUCUCUCUGGAUUGGGUUGCUAAAGGACGUUACGUCUUAUCAUUGGUGGUAGAGUACAUUUACAAUUUUUUCAUUGAGGGAGAUAGCAGCUACAAAGACCUUGACGCCAAGAGAGAAGUGAUGUUAUUAUUAGAGUCUGCAAGGAAGCUUUGCAUGGAAGUGUCGAGUUCCACACCACAGCAAGUGUCGAGUUCCACACCGUGGCUCUACCUGCUUAAUCAGCUUGUCAGGCGGUAUGGCUUGGACUGUGUCCGAACUCUGGGUGAAUAUGAGGAACUAGCGUGGAUUCUACCUCCAGAGGCCAUACAGCAGGAGGAGGAUGUAAUCCAAGACAGGUUUAUUGUUCAUGGAGACCAUUAUCGUGCCGUCCGUGAGGGGCUGGCCAAAACUGUCAUCACUGGGAACAUCCAAGACAUUGUCACUGCCAUUACGGAAACAAGAUUACAAGAUGUCUAUAAAAAUGUAAUUCUCCUCCUGGUGAUAUACCGUGAAAUAACGAUGGCAAAUAUUUCUCCAGUUCAGACUCAGAAUUUGUCUCAGGAGGUGAGAGUAAAGCUUGACGAUUUCGUAAGAAAUGGAGGACACCUGAAUGAAACGGUGCAACAUUUGGCCAAGGCACUUCUUGAAAACAAACAAGGUGGAAAUCUCAGGGAACUUCAAAUCUACAAUGGAAAGAGUCCGCAGGAGCACACCAUGGCCGAAAUUGUGAUCCAUACAGUAGCAGCUUUGCAGUGCGUUGGUGCAGCAUCUUUGGCUCAGCCCCUUUAUACUCUCCUGACUGAUCCAUCGACUAUGAAGAAUUCUUUCUUACCAACAAUGCCCGAGGAUAACUAUGUCGAGUGCAUGAAGGCCAUGGCUGAUACUUUGAAACACACUAAAUGGGUUGGAGAGUGGUAUGAGUGUGUCAAUUGCAGAUAUUUAUAUUUCAUCGGGGAGUGUAAAGUACCAAUGGAGCAGGGCACUUGUCCAGAUUGUGGAAAAUUAUUGGGAGGGAAGGAGCACAAGUUCUUUGGAGAAUACAGAGUUUCCGAGAAGAAAGACAGGACCAAAGCUGGCCAUGUACUCGGAGAACCUAGCUCGAGACUUACGAACGCAGAACCUCAAAGAGACAUGCCGCCGAUAGUGUGCAGUUUGCUGAGGAUUAUCGUGCACUCGGCCAUGGUCAUGGGAGCAUCCAGAAAUCCACAGGCAACCGCACAGCUGAUCACACCUUCAUGCUCGUCGCAGUCUGUGGGACAGUUUUUAUGGCAGCACUUGCAGAGAGACCUGGAUGUUCUUAGUAGAGCACUCAGGUGCAGUGUUGAUGACGCAGCUCUGACAGUUCAUCUAGCAUUACAGCAGAUGAUCUCGCUAAAUGGGGGAAAAACUGGAAAUGACCAUGACAUGCUUCUUCAAACUCAGGAAAGUCGCCGCAGCUGGGAGAAAGCUUUUUGCUCUGAUAUUCUUGUUCCUGUCAUCACCCAUCUUGACGAGAAUCUCCAAAACGCCUCAAGACUUUUGAUGGGAGACGGGAGAUUUGGAAAGGAUCCGCUGGUACGUCAACUUUACGAGUUCGAUGAACAGAUUAAAGACUUAUCUCAGGGCGUUAGGCCCAUGUCUCGCGCUCUUUGGAAGUACAGACACCGUAUAACUGUUGAGCAACUGAGUAGCUCUUUUCAAAGAGAAGUCCUUUCUGGUGGCGGAGGGAAAUUCAAAGUGUUGGACGCUUUCCUCAAACAGGAACACAAGUUGCGUUUCGUUCAGUUUCUACCCGAUGUUGUUCGCCUCCAGCGUCUAUUAAUGGACAGAUUCCACCGAAGAAUUGACAGAACAGAUGCUGAGAAUUAUACCGUCCCUGAAUUUCUCAAGGACCUUCCCAAAGGAUCUGUGAAAGAGGAGUAUACGAACCUGUUCCAGAGUUUCAGGAAUGCAUGGAAUGCUUGCAAGUCAUUUCUCGGUGAUCAAGGUCGCCUGCGCGUUCCACAAGACCUUUGUAAUACCACAAUCGACAACAACUUUCCAAUCGCAAUGGUUCUCCCCAGCACCACCGGGAUGGGAGUUUGUUCGACCUCACUCACCUUCUUCCUGGUUAAUGCAAAUAACGAGUGUCUGGGAGCCUACCGUAGUGCAACUAAUCAAGAUAGUCCCUUGGAGCGUGUCUCCGUAUCAGAGGUGACCUUGUCGCACUUAAUAGCCUAUGAUCCUGAAAGAGACCUGCUGCCCCUCAUCCUGGCUCAUUGUAACUACUCUCUGGAGGUGGGACAGGAGACCUUAGUUCACUAUGAUUGGGCGGCUCUGGAGAGACAGCUGAUAGACAGGUUGUUGUGGGGAAGGCCUUUUGUCGAGUUCAAGGAGGAACGUUUUGCGUUCAGCCGAGACACCCGAGAUGACGCAGUUUUCACUUCCCUAGCUGGAAAAAUUCCUCAGGAAUCAAUUUCCCGCGUAGUCGAAAGUCAGAUUAUUAAUGAUCUGCGGUCUUCCUUGUCUGAUGUCUGUGAUGUUAUAUCGUCACUGGAUAUUGCCAUUGGUUUUCUUGCCUCAUCGGGUGGCCAGCCGGAGAGGCCUUUAAAAUGGUACUUACAUGAGGUACUUAAGCUACCCAAAGAUCGAGGUCUCAAGAGUGCAACGGCAGAGCAGCAUUGCAGUUUGUCCCAUACCCUGGCAUUGUGGCGGCUUAUGGCUCUCGAGAGAGCAAAAAUCAAGUCCAGGAACAAACAGGAGCCUUUUGAGCAAUUAUCCGACGUUUUCAAGGAAGAACUUGGCUCAAGAGAAAAGGCCAACCUGAAUCGCGAGUUGCGAAAAAUCGAUAUGGACAUAUUUCUGCCGCAGCUACUGCAGAUUAUUCUUCUAAAUGUGAAAAAAGAUGGCGAAACGAUUUCGACGAUGAUCUUUGAAGAUUACCUUGAAUGUUGUUUAGCCGACAAAGGCUUGGAACCAAUCCCAGGAACAGAGAACAUUCCGGACUGCGUCAAAAUGGCGCACCUAAAGGACGUUUGGAACUCCGCUGUCCAGCUAAAUGACGACUUCCACAAAGAUCGUCAAGCAUUUCCAUCUUCUCCUUAAUUUGAAAAUGUUGGCAUGUAGUAAAUACUGCCAUUUUUGUGGCUACUUUAAGGUAUUUCGUUGUUGUAGUUAAUGAAUAGGGCCAGCCAGUUUGUUUUGCCACGUAUAUUUACCUUUGAUUUAUUUAGAAUUUUAGAAGAAAUUCUUCUCGAUGUCUCCCUCUGCAAAAAUAGUAGAAAAAGCAAGAGCUUUUAUGUAUAAGAAAAGUAAAGCGG
Messenger RNA from Pocillopora verrucosa, 15844 nucleotides. The record is from RefSeq and is a predicted model, not a curated record. Lineage: Eukaryota; Metazoa; Cnidaria; Anthozoa; Scleractinia; Pocilloporidae.